GCUCGCCGGCACGGUGGCGGCGGCGGGCGGAGUACACCGCCGCCAUGGGUUAGCUGCCGCCUUCUCUGCUAGCUUCGCAGUGAGCGGGUUUUCAGAAGAUGAUGGAGGGACAUUUACUCAAAAUGCAAAGCACACUGGAGCCAGUCAAUCUGUCAGACAGUGCCUCUUCCAAGUGUCUAGAUAAGGAGAAGUCUGAUAAGUCGUCUGGAAUGAAGGACUGCCCAAACACUGAUUAUAGUGGAGAUGAUGCUGUUGUGUUGGAAAAGGAAUCAGGGUUGCUGCCCUUGGACCACGAUUCAACAGCCGUUGACGUAAGCAGCACUGGUGCUCUGGGUGGAAGACAGGACCAGCCGUGUGGAGAGGCAGAUGGCUGUUCCCAUAGCUGCUCUGAAAGAAAGGUGGAAAGCUCCACAAAACCAGAACAUUUAUCUAGUGAAGAAUUCGAAAGACAGGAUGUAAAAACUAAUGAGACAGAACAAUCAUUAAUGGAAAUAUUGGAGGAGCUAAGUAAAGACUCUGACUUGGUGAAAAGAAAAGGUGAUAAAAUCUAUUCAGAGAGCCCUUACGACACAGACUACACAAAAAAGCUUAUUUCCACAAUGCGUGAGACUUCCUCACAGGAGGAUUUGCUAAAGGACAUAGAGUCUGAACUCCUAUCUACAGACUUUUCAAAGGAAGGGAAAUUCCCUAACGGUGUGCAGAAGGGUGAACAUGCCUUGGCUCUCUUUGAAAAGUGCGUGCGAGAUAAAUACCUGGAGCAAGAACAAACUAUGAAAAUAUUGAUUAAAGAAAAUAAAAAACAUCAGGAAUUGAUUUUGGAAAUUUGCUCAGAGAAGGACAACUUAAAAGAUGAGUUGAAAAAACGAACAGAAACAGAAAAGCAGCACCUCAACAUUAUUAAACAGCUGGAAGCAAGAAUAGAAGAGCUCAAUAAAGAAGUGAAAGCCAGUAAAGACAAACUUUUAAGUCAAGAUGCAGCAGCCAAAAACACUAUUCAGCAGUUGCAUAAAGAGAUGGCCUUUCGAAUGGAACAGGCAAACAAGAAAUGUGAAGAAGCACGGCACGAAAAGGAAACGAUGGUGAUGAAAUACGUCCGAGGGGAGAAGGAGUCACUUGACCUCCGAAAGGAAAAGGAGAUACUUGAGAGAAGAGUGAGAGAUGCAAACAAAGAAAUAGAGAAGCAUGCUAAUAAAAUAAAACAGCUUUCUCAGGAGAAAGGAAGAUUGCAGCAGCUCUAUGAAACAAAGGACAGUGAAGCCACUCGACUCAGCAAAGAAAUAGAAAAAAUGAAAGAAGAAAUCAAUUGUCAUGUUAUCAAAGUCAAAUGGGCUCAGAACAAAUGGAAAACAGAAGCGGAUUCACACAAGGAAACCAAAGAGUCCCUCAAAGACGCAAUGACAAAACUAACUGAAGCAAAACAAGAAGCAGACCAGAUAAGGAAAAACUGUCAAGAAAUGAUAAAAACUUAUCAAGAGUCAGAAGGAAUUAAAUCAAAUGAGUUGGAUGCAAAACUCCAAGUAACUAAAGGAGAACUAGAGAAACAAAUUCAGGAGAGGUCUGAUCACCUGGAGGUGCAUCAUGCGAAAAUCAAAGAGCUGGAAGACUUGAAGAGAACAUUUAAAGAAAGCAUGGAUGAGCUUCGAACACUGAGAACAAAGGUCAGGUGUCUCGAGGAAGAGCGUUCAAGAACAGCAAGUGAGUUAUCCAUGUACAAAGAUAUUAUUACUAGACAGAAAAAUGAAAUUGCACGUUUGCUAUGCAAAGCCAGAACUCUAGAUCAUCUACAAGAUCAACAUCAGAGAGCUGAACAAGAAAUCAGUGCUUUAAAGGAAGAAAUUGAUGGUUCCAAUUCUCUGGUUGCUGAUCUCCAGAAGGACAUUGAAGGUAGUCGGAAAAGAGAAUCUGAGCUAUUGAUAUUCACUGAAAAAUUAACCAGUAAGAAUGCACAGCUUCAGUCUGAAAACAAUUCCUUGCAGAGCCAGUUGGAUAAGCUUUCUUACAGUGAAAGAGAGCUGCAGAAUCAGCUGGAAUGUGUUCAACAGACUAAAGAUGAUCUGGCCACCAAGUUACAGAAGGAGGAAGAUCAGCGAAAGGUGGAAGUUGAAAUGUUAGAGGCUCAGCUAGCUUCAGAGCAGAAAAAACUGACAGUACUGAAGACCUGUGUGGAUGAACUGAAAGAUGAGCUGGCUACCCAGAAACGCAAGCACGCAGCAAACCUGAAAGAUCUCGCAAAACAACUUCAGCUAGCACGGAGGAAAUUGGAUCAGAUGGAAAAUUGUAAUUAUGACAAAGAAGUCAGCAGCAUGGGGAGCCGUUCCAGUUCAUCAGGGUCCCUGAAUGCGCGCAGCAGCAACGAGGACCGGUCACCUGAGAACACAGGUCUUUCAGUAGCUGUGGAUAGCUUCCCAGAGGUGGACAUCAUCUUGGUUGAAAGAAUACUGAGGCUACAGAAGGCACAUGCCUCGAAAAAUGAGAAGAUGGAGUUUAUGGAGGAUCAUAUUAAGCAAACUGUGGAGGAAAUCAGGAAGAAAACAAAAAUUAUUCAGAGUUAUAUUUUGCGGGAAGAAGCUGGAACACUAUCAUCAGAGGCCUCUGACUUCAACAAAGUCCACUUGAGUAGACGGGGUGGGAUUAUGGCAUCUCUGUACACAUCUCAACCCACAGACAGUGGCCUCACAUUGGAACUCUCCUUGGAAAUAAACAGGAAACUGCAGGCUGUAUUAGAAGAUACAUUACUGAAAAAUAUUACAUUGAAAGAAAACCUUCAAACUCUAGGAGCAGAAAUAGAGCGGCUUAUGAAACACAAGCAUGAACUGGAGCAGAGAAUAAAGCAGACAUAACUAGAACUCUUAUGGAAUUACCAACAAAAAGAUGAAGAAAAGGCAGACCACUACAGACCACUGCUUUGGACAUUUCUCCUGACAUUUGAUUGCCUGCUAGCACAAGCAAUCUGGUGUUUUGCAUAGACAGCCUUAAACCGUCCAGGCUGCCCUUACUCGUGUGAGUCAGUGUGUAGUAUCGGUGUGGUUCUGUCUGCUCAAUACCAGCCUGAGGUGUUGCUGAGUUCCACUACACACUACAUUUAUCUAAAACCUGUAUUUGAAAUGGCCUACAGCAACUUUGCAGUGCACACAGUUGUUGGAGUGAGUUGCAGUGAGGUUGUAAUUUCUGCACUCUGUAGUUAAUCACUCUCUUAAUGAUGGACCUUGACAAAAACAAACCUACAUAUUUCCUAGUUGCUGUUGAACAUAUCAAGUGUUACAGAGCUUAAAGGGCUUUCAGUCAUAACUUCCUUUCUUGCGUUUUAUUCCUGAUGUUUAGGUUGAUGACACAUGGAAAAAGGCUUUGUGACAAAACUUUGAGUUUUUAAGUGGUGGCCAUGAUCCUGCAUAUUUUCUGCUUUAGAUGAACAUUCAAUUGAUUUUUUUAUUGAAAAGAAAUGAAACAACAGUAAAACUAAGGGGUUAGGAGACUUUCUGACUCAAGUUGUUGAGUAUGUGGAGCUGAAGCAUGUCCCUUCAACAGUUCUGUAAGCUCUUGAUAUUCAGAUUUUUGAUAGCACAUCAUUGGUUAAUAAAGUUCUCUGGCCUACAUAAUUGGCAGCAUUUAAAACAUGGGAGAUUUAGCUGCCCAGUGCUAGAUAUGUAGUGGUAGACAUCAUGAUUGCAUCUGUUUUCAGAUGAUGAGAAAAUCUGUUUUCAAAGGCAAGUGGAAGGUAACUGAAUGUUCUCAUUAGCUGUGGCUAGAACAGCUACUGAGAGUAGUAGUAAGAAAUGGGAAAUGGAUUGCAAUGGGAUUUUAUUCCAUUGGUUGGACAGGGAAAGUGGCACAGAAAUCUGUGUGACUCCUUAAUUUUAAUGUUGUGGAUAACUGGUUGGUCAAAAGAGCUCAAACUGAGAACUGUUACUUAGCCCUUCAGUGGUUGAGAGGGAUGAUAAAGGAAAAGUAUCAAGGUGAGAAAAUUUUGAUUAGUCACAGCAUCAUGUUCAUAUUUUAGUUCCAGGAUAAGCAAUUUACAGGCUCUUGGAUAUCUGUAUUCCAGCAGUAAUUACAUAAAAAUCUGUAUUUAUUGACUUUUGACCCAAAUCAAUUGACCAGAUCAUGCUGUAAAUACAUACUUUGGGUUUUUAUUAAAUACUUGAAGAACUUCUUAUAAUGAAGAAAAAAUUCAGUCUACCUUUACAAUAACAAAUGCUUUAGCUAUUUUAAUUAGAAAAGAUACUUGGGGGAUGGGGGUGGGGGAAUCUAUCUUACAGCAGGCACUAUUUGCCUCCUAGACCAAACAAGAGGCCUGAAUCCUGCAGCACAAAGGAGGAUCACUUAGUAAAGCAUCUUGGUGACUUAGAGGUGUGUAGUCUGUUUCUAUGUGCCACUGAGUUACUUGAGCUUUGCAGUGAACCAAACUUAGCAAAAGGGCCUGAUUUGGUUUGAGUAAUUUGACUCAAGAGGGUGAGAUUUGCUUACCUUUUAAAGUGAAGAGUAUCUCUGAAGACCCUUUUGGGAUCAAGACCUGGUUUGUAGUCCAGAGAGCUACAAGAGUCCUGGAUGGCAGAUCCCUUUAGUGUCAAAGGGUGAAGUACUUCCUUGAAACAGGAGGGUGGAAACAAAUUCUUGAAAACCUGUCUGAGCGUUGUAGAAACUGUGAGCCUUUAAUCUGGGUGGGGUUUUAUACAUAUAUUUUUCUAAUUCAUGAGAGGAGUGGUGAUCUGAAGUGUUAGGGAACUGGGACCAGUCCAGUCAUGUCAUGGGACUACCUCUGCUUUACUGUUCAGUAAGGUGAAGAGGAAAAUACCUGGCACUGCUGAAACAGAUUUGUCACCAGCUCCCAGGAGGUCAGCAGGCAGUUGUUUGAGACUGAACUAGACCACCUGCUGAACAAAGUGUUUAGAACAAUGUUGCAUGUCAAAACAUAGCUUAGCUCUUGUAUGUUUGUGUAUUCAUGCUUUAACAGAGCAGAUCUCUGGAUAUUUUCAGGCAUUCAGCUGAAUGACUCCAUUAUUUUAGGUACCAUGUUAAUACUGUAAUCAUUUAAUGUAUGUUCUCCAGAUAUGUACAGUGUGAAAUGAAGGAGAAGUGCGGUGCAGAUGGAAUAAGUGCAAUGACAUUGUGAAAAUUCUUACUUCUUUUUGGCAUGUUUGUUUCUCCUUUUAAGUUAGCUGUCCUCCUGCCCUGCUGGAAAUGCUGCUUCUCUGUAGCACUAGUGACUUCUCAAACUUCUUUUUUCCUCCCUUGGUUAUGGAGACACACACAAAGCAGCCAAAAAAAACCAUGAUUUGUUGUAUGCGGUGUUUUCAUGGACCAAAGUCAUCAUAUGUAGGCAUUAUUUUAAAGAAACCUAAUGGAGGUAGAAAUAUUAUUCUAGCUCCCACCGUAGCAAAUGACUCUGUCCAGUAAGCUUGAAAUGUGAUGAAUGCAUGACACUGCUUGGCAGUGCUGCUCAUUUCUGAGAGGUGGUGGUGUCUUCUGCCAUGAAAAUGUUGCCAACAGACCACCUGCCUGUUGUUUCCAUGGGGCAGGUUGUCUGGAGUGCAGUGUUGUUGGUGAAGGGAAGCAAAAUACAUCCUUUGAGAAGGUGAGCACCAGCUGGUGCGGAGUGGGUGCAAGGCUUGUGUAGCAAUCACAGUUCACUUACCCUUGCUUGGAAACUUUCUAUUAGGAACCUGAGAUUUUUGCUGGUGCAGAGCGAGUGCAAAGUUUGUGUAGCAAUCACAUUUCCUUUACCCUUGCUUGGGAAACUUUCUCUGAGGACAGUUUUCAAUCUCAGGUUCCUAAUAUAAACUGAGUUUUAGAGAGAAACUGAUUUUGAAGGCAGCCUGGAGCAGUUAGCUACGUACCUGUCACUGAAAUUCCAUGUCAGCUAUACGUGUGAUUGCCACAGGCUCUUUUGAAAGUUCUGAGCUUGUAGCUGGUUGUAUGCUACAGGGGUUAAACACCUGUUUCUUAAUACUCAGGGUGCUCUUUCAAUUCAAGUAUCACACAUCCAGAUGUUGUAGAGGCCCUACAGGAAAGCUGCCUAUGCUUUUUACCCUCUGUAAAAUCCAGCACUGUCGUUGCCUGAAGCCAAACCCUCUGAACUGAGGCAUACUAGUUUAUGCUAUAGAAAUCACUGACUUUCUGCCACACAGAGUUGUGCAAUGAGUUUUUUCUUUUUUCAUUUUAGUCUCCAGAAAACAGUGGGGAUUGGUUUUGUUCCUCACAUCACUUGCUCACCAUCUUCACUUGCUGCUGGCAACACCUGUGCUAUCUUCAGCUAACAAAGCUGAAGUUACUCUUUCGGAGUAUUUCUCAUUACAAUAUUUUAGUGCGUACCUGAAGCGAUAAAAAUAGACCCGCUCUCCCCGCUUCCACUGAACCCAGCGUAAAGCUGACACCCGAGUUUGGGAAGGGGUUCAGAGCACCGGGCACAUCCGAAUGGGCUGUCAGCGGAAACGGCUGCGGUGCCGACCGCCAGCAGUAGGUGGCGCUAGGAACCAGGUUGGCCGUGAGCGGCCGAGGGGCUGGCGGCUGCGUUGCAGAGGGAGCUGGGAGGCGGUGGUGGUGGUUAGAGCUUUUCCUAAGCUGGAUGGGGGCUUCCUUCCCAUCGUCGUGUUCUGACUUGAAAUUCCGUUCAAUCUUCCUCUGUGUGGUUGUCUGAAUAUUUGCAGAACGUCGUGUCGAUUUGAUUUGUAGAUAGCCGUUUCUGUAUAAAGAUUUUUGACUAUCUCACUGUACUUUACGUCUAUAUUGGACUUUGAAAUAAUAAAACAUGCAAAUGUACGAAA
Pogoniulus pusillus (Red-fronted tinkerbird) is the source of this 6761-nucleotide messenger RNA. RefSeq names its product coiled-coil domain containing 186 (gene CCDC186). NCBI's taxonomy places the organism in Eukaryota, Metazoa, Chordata, Aves, Piciformes, Lybiidae. Gene Ontology annotation, molecular function: small GTPase binding. Gene Ontology annotation, cellular component: trans-Golgi network. Gene Ontology annotation, biological process: vesicle cytoskeletal trafficking. The record is from RefSeq and is a predicted model, not a curated record.